CGUGUUGAGGUUUCGUCAGCUAUCAAUCUGUUGGGUCUGAUGCAACUUCCCAAACAAGCGAAGUGUUCAACACGCUCUACUACUUCACUCUCUAUCUUUAAGCUAGGAGUCAAUGUAAUCCUGUAGCAUCAUCUUACAUUUGGUGGGAGACAGGUUAGAGCUGAGAAAACCUAGCUUUAUUUAUUGGAUAGAUAUAAAACGCUUGCACUAGAGUUUUGCCAUCUAAAGUAGGAGAAAAGAAUAUACAGUUUUUUGAUCUGCUUAUUGUUUUUUGUAUGUACGAAAUGCUGAAGUACAAUUAAUGGAGUGUUUUUAUAUUUGAGAUAGCGACAAACCCCGGAUCCAAAUUUUCAAUUGCAUCCACUAAUUAAUAAUCGGGUUCAUCCCUAUUUCGUUUUUGAUGUGGUGUUCAAACAAAGAAAACAUGGUAUUCAGGAUUUCAAACUAGACGAAUUGUUACGCGGUAAUGAACUGUGGUAAAUAGAUCUGCGGGCUAAGAUGCAAUAUAUACUCUAAUCGUCUUUGUGUCUGUUAGAUUGUGUAGGCGGUUGAAUUGGUUUAAAAUCUCAAGCUCUUUUGUUUUUCAUUGGUUGCAUUAAUGCAUUCGUGAUAGUAACUUGCGAAACAGUGCAUAGAAACCGCUUUUCACAUAUCUGAAAAUGAAACUGGUGAGGUUCCGGACCUACAAGCAUUGUUCGAAUCCCAAACUCAGAAAAAGCCGAGUAUUUCCAGAAGUGAACCCACCGAAGAAGCUAAAUCAAUGGCGGAGGCACUGAAAAACCAAGGUAACCAAUGCAUGAAACAAGAAAAGUUUGAAGAGGCUGUAGCUUGCUACAGUAAGGCCAUCGAACUGUCACCCUUCAAUGCUGUCUUUUACUGCAACAGAGCUGCUGCACAUUCUCGAUUAGAUCAUCAUCAGGAUGCCAUCAGUGAUUGUUUAAAAGCAUUGGAAAUUGAUCCAAAUUACAGUAAAGCAUAUGGUCGAAUGGGAAUUGCCUACUCAAGUAUUGGUAACCACGCCAAAGCCGUCGAAUGUUAUCGAAAAGGCUUGGAACUUGAUCCAAACAAUGAAAAUUGCCAACAGAACUUAUCUAUUGCGGAAGAAAAAUUAAAGAAUACACCGGAUAAUUCUCAAAGUUCAGGGUUAUUUGGCGGCUUUGAUCUUAAUUCUAUUUUAAAUAAUCCAAUGAUGCAAAAUAUGGCUCGUCAAUUCAUGAGUGAUCCGAAUGCCCAAAGCAUGAUGACAAAUUUAAUGCGCAAUACAUUUGGUGUGGCAGAUAGCUCAAACAGAGAUAAUCCAACCACCAAUAACGUUUCUAACAACUGUUCCACUGAACCAGCACAGCCAAGUGAGCCAUCCACUCAGGUUGGUGGUGAACAAAACAUGGAUGAAUUCUUACGCCUUGGUCACCAAUUGGCCCAACAACUGCAAGCAUCAAAUCCUCAACUUGUAAAUCAUUUACGCCAGACAUUUCUUUCCAGUGUUGUCGGACAAAAUACGAAUCCUGAAAGUAAUGACAACGACAGUUCAAGUACCAAAUAAGUGGUGUCUUAAUUAGAAGCUCAGUUAUUAUGUCACUUGACUGUGUAUUCCAUUGAAAUUAUGCUUGGACUCCUUUUCAUUUUCGUUCCUUAUCUCUAUGUGGUCUUGUUUUCUAUGAACAAAGUAAGAAGAAAAUGAUGGUAAAACAACUGUGCACCUUGUAAUGUCCACAUGAAUGAAUUUUGCUUGAUGCAAAUAAUUUUGUGCAUAUAUGUUAUUGUAGACCAUAUUAUUUUCUCUCUCUCUCUCUUGUACAUUUUUUACAUGUUUAAGUGUAUAACUUGAAAAAUGCUUCACAUAUGUAAUCUAGAAAGUUGACUUAAACCGGAUACAAAUGUAUAUUCCGAGC
Messenger RNA from Trichobilharzia szidati, 1892 nucleotides. Lineage: Eukaryota; Metazoa; Platyhelminthes; Trematoda; Strigeidida; Schistosomatidae. The record is from the annotation of a GenBank genome assembly.